Lotus japonicus is the source of this 969-nucleotide messenger RNA. RefSeq lists its product as uncharacterized. The record is from RefSeq and is a predicted model, not a curated record. The transcript is spliced from 2 exons. NCBI's taxonomy places the organism in Eukaryota, Viridiplantae, Streptophyta, Magnoliopsida, Fabales, Fabaceae. The coding region runs from base 145 to 618 and encodes 157 amino acids.
CAUAAAUCUGAAUUAAGUAGCAGCAGCUAGAGUGAGCCAAAGAAACAAGAGGAGAAGAGAGGAGGUAGAAGAAUACAUACAGUUUUUCAAACUCUAAACAUAAGCCUCUUCAAUUCCUCAUCUCUCUCUUAUAUAUCAGUAUUGAUGCAGCAGCACUGCAGCAGAAAAGAGAAGAGUAAUAAGAGGACUAGACUAGGAGCGGCACUGGCCGGGUCAAAAAGAGGACGAAGGGUGCGGGUGCCACAACCACUACGGCAGAGGAGGAGGACGACGACUACGAGAAGGAGGAAGACAAGCAGUAAGAGAGGAAUAAAGCUAGUAGUCAAACAUAAAUUGAUGAGUAUCUGGCAAAACAUGGUUUUUCCUGUCCGGCGUGUCUGGCUCACUCUCUCUUCUCGCCUCAAAUCCUCCAAAAACGGAGCAGGAUUGUUGAAGCUUCAGGAUGAUGUGCAGACUUGUGAAUACUCUGAUGUACAAGUGAUGUGGGAAAUACUACAAAGAACCGAAAGCGAAGUCAUAGACAAAUGCCAUAAGCGCAAGCAACUACCCUUCUGGAGGAUUUUUGUAUGGUCCAACCACCAUGAAGCUUCAUCACAAUCUGCAAUAAAACAAACUUGAAACCAACCAGACACAUACAAAUUUGAUGCUUGUUUGUUUACAAAUAAUUAAAACUGCUGCAUAUUCUGCAACAGGCAAGUCACAGUCCUGUUAUCUUCCCAUUGCUGGCAAUUGCAUUGCAGAGGCAUAGUCCUUGGUUUCUAAAACUAAGUGGAAGACACUGAUAAUACUGUAGUUGUAAAUAUGCUAAUUUAGUUUGUCAAAAGUCACACACACCCAAGAGCUUUCGGGGAGGCACUACUGCUUCUUUAACAGCAAAGCAAUUAUGUUUCAUGUCUCACUGACUAUCAAACUAAACAACUUGGUAAACUCAGAAAAUCACUAUAGUUAACUGGUUUUUGUUGGUAACAA